UCCCAAACUGCUUCUCUCUCUCUCUCUCUCUCUCUCUCUCUCUUAUAUAUGUAUUGAGUUUCCAUACGUUAUCUCAGACAACUUCACAUUUGGUAACAAAGGGAAAGAAGGCAUACCAUUACCAUAUUAGUUGUAUCUCUCUUUUCUUUCUUUUUUUAUUUUUGUUUUCCUUCUUUUCUCUUAGUUGGGUUUCAGUUUUCAGGUAUUGAAUUUCUUUUUUUAGGAUUUUCCCUCAGGAAGUUUGCUUGUUUGGGCUUGUUUCUAAUAGAGCAAAUUUGUAGAAAAGAAAGUGAAAUAUCAUAUAUAUAUUAUAUAUAUAAGGAGAAACUGAAAAAUGGGAAGGGGUAGGGUUGAGCUGAAGCGCAUAGAGAACAAGAUCAACAGGCAGGUCACUUUUUCCAAAAGAAGAAAUGGUUUACUGAAGAAAGCCCAUGAGAUCUCAGUCUUAUGUGAUGCUGAGGUUGCUGUUAUUGUCUUCUCCCACAAAGGAAAGCUCUCUGAGUACUCCACUGAUUCUUGCAUGGAGAAGAUAUUGGAACGCUAUGAGAGAUACUCUUAUGCAGAGAGACAGUUGGUGUCAAUGGAUUCUGAAACACAAUUACAGAUUAUGCAGGGAAACUGGACCGUGGAGUACUCUAGACUCACGGCUAAAAUUGAGCUUUUGCAGAGGAACCGUAGGCACUACUUGGGAGAAGACUUAGACUCGUUGACUCUAAAGGAUCUCACGGGUUUAGAGCAACAAAUUGAUAUUUCCCUUAAACAAAUUCGAGCAAGAAGAAACCAACUCAUGAACGAGACAAUCUCUGAUCUUCAGAAAAGGGAGAAGGCAGCGCGGGAGGAGAACAACUUGCUGGAAAAGAAGAUCAAGGAAAGGGGGAAAAUGGUGGCAGUAGAGCAGCAGCAGCAGCAGCAGCAGCAUCAGCAACAGAUGCAGUGGGAGCAGCAAAACCAUGGCCCUGGUACAUCAACCUACCUGCUUCAACAACCACUUCCCUGCUUAAACAUUGGGGGAAGUUACGAGGAUGGAACCCAAGAAGUUAGAAGGAACGAUCUGGACCUCACUCUUGAGCCAUUAUAUUCAUGCCACCUUGGAUGCUUUGCUGCAUGAAAAUAAAAUAUUAUAUAUAUAUAUAUAUAUAUUUCAAAGAGGACUCCCAUCUCUUUUAAUUUGGAAUUAAAUUUUUGGGUUUUUAUUCGUGGAACGUGGACUGGUGAGAUCAUCAUCCUUCAAGUCCCACAUGAUCUAUAUAUAUAAACAUAUAUAUAUAAUCCACCAAAAGCUACACUAUGUGAUAAAGUAUUACUACGUAGCUAUAUAUGUAUGACAAUUGUGUCAUGAGGGACCUUUCAUAUUUUCAUGCGUGUACUAUUACGUUGUAUAAUGCCUGACUUGUGGAACUUUGAUAUAUAAUUAGAUUAAAUUAGGGACAAGGAAUUUUUAACUAUAUAUAUAUGAACUAUAUUUUCUAUAUGCA
Molecule: messenger RNA, 1475 nt
Organism: Humulus lupulus (European hop)
Lineage: Eukaryota; Viridiplantae; Streptophyta; Magnoliopsida; Rosales; Cannabaceae
Product: truncated transcription factor CAULIFLOWER A-like
Exons: 8
Coding region: 335-1108 (257 amino acids)
Biological process (GO): positive regulation of transcription by RNA polymerase II
Cellular component (GO): nucleus
Molecular function (GO): DNA-binding transcription factor activity, RNA polymerase II-specific; RNA polymerase II cis-regulatory region sequence-specific DNA binding; protein dimerization activity
Source: RefSeq, a predicted model, not a curated record